Messenger RNA from Vigna unguiculata (cowpea), 2660 nucleotides. RefSeq names its product zinc finger MYND domain protein. NCBI's taxonomy places the organism in Eukaryota, Viridiplantae, Streptophyta, Magnoliopsida, Fabales, Fabaceae. The record is from RefSeq and is a predicted model, not a curated record.
UUUACUGAAAUUGUUUUUCACCGUUGAUUACAUAAAGUGUCCCAUGAUUUCGAGAUGACAAUUCCGAGCUCACAGAUCACAAAUGCGUAUGCCCCUAUAUUGUGGCAUUGCUCGUCAAUUCCAUAAUAACGAGUUUGUGUGGAACGAAAGGAAUUUAGAAUUGGGUGUUGCAGCUCAACUUCGUCAUUGUUUUGCGGGCUGUGGGAAUUUGGCUUGUUGAAGUGCAGUAGAGUUACGAGAAUUUGUGAAAUCAGAACCAUCGUCUAAUUUCAAGUGCUGAAAGUUGACUGAUUUAGUUUCACUGGAGUCAAUAGUGUGGGUAUAAAAAGGAAAAGAAUCUGAGGAAUUGGGGAGACAAUGGAUUUGCAUCUGAAGAGUCUGUUCAACAGAUUUCAGGAGCAGUUUGGGUCUGGUCCUGGUCUUGGUCCUGGAUCUGGGACUUGCAUGAUGAGAGUGGAUGGCAUUGCUCCAAAUUUCAUUAAAUCUGUAUACAAAGCUUCUGCGGCUUUGUAUAGAACUGAGCCGUGGAAGAGGCUGCGACCGGGUCACUUGUUUGGCAUCCGGGUUGGGAAAGAUUCGGAUUGGACUGGGAAGAAACAACCUUUUCCAUGUGUUCAGUUCAUUGGAGGGGAUGGAGGGGAUGUUGGAUUCUACAUGUUUAGAUCAGAGAAUGAUGCUAAGAAAAUGUUAGGGUCUAGAGAGACCAUUCACGUUCCAAAUGUCGAGGUUCUGAGGGUGACAUACGAAGUGGAGAAUUUGAUGUUCCCUUCCAACCGGAAGAUGAUUAAGUCUUUGUCAUUGGAAGCAUCAGGAUCUGAUCGAUUUCCUGUUAUUGAUGUUGCUCGAUGCACGCCUUCUGGGGAUCUUCGAUUUAGAAAUCCAACCAUUGAAGAGCUUAGGUUUGUUUAUGCAUUCAUGAAAGCCAUUUCCCUGGUGCACUCCUUACUUCAAGUUGACAGGGAAAGUGGUCCAAAGUAUUCCACAGUGGUGUCUUUUGAACCUUUUAUAGAGACUGUUGAUGUUCAGUGGCCUCCAGAUGUAGCCAAGGGGGGUUAUGACCUUGUUGCUGUUACUGUUUCCCACCCGCCGGGUCAGGCAUAUGAAGAAAGAUCUAGUAGUGCUAGUGCUGGCUCUACUCCCACCAAGUAUGUUGAACCACCUAUGGAAGACACUUUCAAUGACACAAAAGCAUACUCAGGUACUGGCUUGAGACAGUGUGCAAUGUGUGAGAAAGAAGUGCACGGAGAACAGUCUCUUUGCUGUGGGCGGUGUAGAGCAAUUGUUUACUGCAGUUCAAUCUGCCAGAAGCAGCAUUGGAACGACACGCAUAAAAGCAUGUGUGGACUUUACAAAGCCAUGAUGGAGAGGGAAGAAGAGCUGGCUAUAAUGAUUUUUUUGUUCCCAUGUUCUGCUGACCAGCCUUGUAAGUGGCUUGAAUCAUUAGGAAUCCACCAGAAGGGUAUGUGGAGAAGAAAGUGCAGCUGCUAUUCACAUUGCCCUUUUGGUCUCCUUCCUGUGAAAGGUGGGCUACAGGAACUAUGGGGUGGAAUUGACGAAUAUGAAUACCCUCAUGACUCUCCGUUUAAUAACCAUUUCAUCUCAAGUCCAUUUCUUCUCUCUGGUUGGUCCGAGUACUACAACCUUCGCUCACUUCCAUUGUCAAGUCCAGUCGCCGACAUUCUCUCGCAUCCAUUGACUGUGUAUCACAUACUAACUACUCUUAAUAUAAGUUCAAAGAACCUUAUAUUGAAAGGGAAAGAGGUGAUUGUCCACUACCUUGGACCUGAAGGUGAGUUAGAUUGGAUGCCAGCAUUUGCAGAAGUAGGACACUUGCUUAAUGGACUGGGCAAUGUACAAAUAGUGAUGGUGGGACCAGAAGUGCCGACAAAUUUGUCGGGUACAACCUCCGGAAUAGGUAGCAGAGUUAGAGUGAAUCUUGUAAGGGGUGUUUAUCAAGUGGAAGCCUCAUACCUACCUUCUCCACAUGUUGUCAUUGCUCUAAAUUCUAGAUUAGAUAGCUAUACUAGUUGGGGUGGAGCUAUUGAUUUAAUCAAAUCACUGGGGGUGCCUGCUUUCUUCACUGAUCAAUCUGAACUUUCAUGUGUAAAUGCUAAGCAAGUCCUUCGUAACGCUGGAUUGCACAUCACGCAUCCGGUUACUCCAAAUCCUUUCCGGGCCCCUGUGAAAAAUCUCACUGCUUCUUUCAAUCUUCCUUCAUACAGCAAUGGUUUUGUCUUUGGGGUGAAUACUUGAAUGCAGUCUUAAAAAUUCCAAAAAAAAAGUUCAUAUCUACUGUCAAUGUCACGCAUUCUAAGACUGCAACCAAUUUCACAUUUUCUCGGUUGUCAUGCAAUUUGUUGAACAUCACAGCAAACUAGAAUAUCCUUGUCAGAUUUGUUGAAUUAUGUAUAUUGAUUCUGUUUGGCCAGAGCUCUUGUAUUAGUCUCUGAGUUAUGGACACUGAUUUUUAUAUAAUUCGUAUCUUGAGCCUCGGGUGGGCUGAGUUCUUUGGUUGUUUUCCUCUUGUCACAUUGAAGUCUGUAUCAGUUGUUUUGGUAUAGUAGUAAUAUGAUUGUGCUCAACCCCUUGUGACCAAGUUGUUCUGGAAAGAAAUAAAGCAAUGUCAGAAGAGUUAUCCAAUGAAAUUCAUGUUUACACUG